AUGAUAGACUUGAAAGUCUCACCGCUAACAAAGAUCAUUUCUCUUUCAGGGUUCCUGGCACUGGGGUUCCUUUUGGUCAUACUAAGUUGCGCAUUAUUCCAUAAUUACUACCCAUUAUUUGACAUCUUGAUCUUUUUACUGGCCCCCAUUCCAAAUACCCUUUUCAAUACAGGUAAUCAGUACCAUACAUCCGACUUCAUGUCGGAUUCGUCGAACACUGGCCAGGAUCUAGCUCAUUUUCUGACAGGGAUGCUGGUGACAAGUGGUGUGGCGCUGCCUGUCGUCUUCUACCAUUGCCAAUUGAUCGGCCAUCUAAGCUGCAUCAUGUGCAUGACCGGUGGUCUUAUCAUAUAUUCCAGUAUUGUUAUUUUCAAGUGGUUUUUCAAGAAGGAUUUCAAUGAAGAUGACUCCCUUUUCGGUUAA
Messenger RNA from Saccharomyces eubayanus, 423 nucleotides. It is a transcript of the gene VPS55, whose product is annotated as Vps55p. The record is from RefSeq and is a predicted model, not a curated record. The transcript has a single exon. Gene Ontology annotation, cellular component: endosome; Vps55/Vps68 complex. The coding region runs from base 1 to 423 and encodes 140 amino acids. NCBI's taxonomy places the organism in Eukaryota, Fungi, Ascomycota, Saccharomycetes, Saccharomycetales, Saccharomycetaceae. Gene Ontology annotation, biological process: late endosome to vacuole transport via multivesicular body sorting pathway.